AUGGGAGGAGACCAGCCGAAAAAUAAAUUAAUAAGAAGCCAUCAUAAAGUUUCAAGAAGUAGAAAGAAAUGCGAAAAAGAUGAGAAUAAGGAGAAGGUGAAAGCAGCAAAAAUCCCUUCGGAGAUUAAAAAGAUUGAAAAAUCAACAGAAAAGAGUCCAAAAGUUGUGAAAAUCUCUAACUCCCCCCCCUCCGUGAGUGAACAAAAAAAUUUUGUUCACUCACGGAGGGGGGGUUAAUAUUUUUUUUUAGAAAAAUUUAUAUAUAAAUUUAUAAAAAAAAUAUUUUUUUCGAAAUUUAAAAAAAAUCCUAAUUCGUAAAAAUUGGAAAGCAAAUAUUAAUUUAAUUUAUAAAAUUUAUGUUUUAAAAAAGCAAUUCGUUCAAAAUUAAAUAGAACUAGCUCUAGAUUUCAUUAUACUAAUUAUCAUUUAUAUAUCAAUUUUUUUUUUCCAUCAAAAAAUAUUUCUAUUAAAAAAAAUUUUUGUUCACUCACGGAGGGUGGGUUUUUGGUCAAAAAAUAGCGAUUUUUCUAAUGGUUUUGUUCACUCACGGAGGGGGGGGGAGUAAGGAUAAAAUUAAACACAAGCACAAAAAUCCUGAGCCAUCAUUCGAUGAUCCUUUAAGGGCAUUUUAUGAAAGUUUAUUACAACAAAACCCAAAUAGCCAAAUGGCAAGAAAAUAUUGCAUUGAGCAUGGAAUUUUAAAGGAGUAA
Messenger RNA from Blepharisma stoltei, 710 nucleotides. Lineage: Eukaryota; Ciliophora; Heterotrichea; Heterotrichida; Blepharismidae. The record is from the annotation of a GenBank genome assembly.